This is a messenger RNA of Heteronotia binoei (common prickly gecko), 4741 nucleotides long. RefSeq names its product laminin subunit gamma 3 (gene LAMC3). The record is from RefSeq and is a predicted model, not a curated record. Bases 17 to 4741 code for a protein of 1574 amino acids. The transcript has 28 exons. Lineage: Eukaryota; Metazoa; Chordata; Lepidosauria; Squamata; Gekkonidae.
UCCUUGGAGACUGAUCAUGGCUGAGGUCCUCCGCCUCCUCUCCAUCCUCUUCUUGGAGCUGCAGCUGGCCUCGGGAGCCAUGGAUUCCUGCUACAACCCUCAGGGGCUUGCUCACCGCUGCAUGCCCAUCUUUGAGAAUGCAGCGUUUGGGAAGCCAGUAGAGGUGUCGAACACAUGCGGCACCCCGCUGGAGGAUUAUUGUCUCCAGAUGGGCACCCGGGACUCCAGCAAGUUGUGCCACCGCUGCGAUGCUGGCGACCCUUCGCUCCACCACAAUGCCACACACCUGACAGACUUCCACAGCCAGGAGGAGCCCACCUGGUGGCAGAGUCAGUCGAUGGCCUUUGGAGUCCAGCACCCCAGCUCCGUCAACAUCACCCUCCAUCUGGGAAAGUCCUAUGAAAUCACCUAUGUGAGGCUGAAGUUCCACACCAGCCGCCCAGAAAGCUUUGCCAUCUACAAGCGGAGUCGGCCUGAGGGACCCUGGAUCCCAUAUCAGUAUUACAGUGCCUCUUGUGAAAAGACGUAUGGGAAACCAGAACGCCACUUUUUGCGGCCCGGAGAAGACGAGCAAGUGGCCUUCUGCACAGCAGAAUUCAGUGACAUCUCCCCACUGAACGGGGGCAAUGUGGCCUUCUCCACCUUGGAAGGACGCCCAAGUGCCUACAGUUUUGACCAGAGCCCCAUUCUCCAGGAAUGGGUGACCGCCACAGACCUGCUAAUCUCUUUGGACCGGCUCAAUACCUUUGGGGAUGACAUCUUCAAGGACCCCAGAGUGCUGCAGUCCUACUAUUAUGCCAUUUCAGAUUUUUCUGUAGGGGGCAGGUGCAAGUGUAACGGUCAUGCUAACAAAUGUAUCCCAAAUGAAGAAGAUGAGCUGGUUUGUCUCUGUGAACACAACACUACUGGGGUGGACUGUGACUCCUGCCAGCCCUUCUACCAGGACCGCCUGUGGGCACGGGCCACAGCUGACUCCGCCAAUGAAUGUCUCCCAUGCAACUGCAGUGGCAGGUCAGAAGAGUGCUUCUAUGACUGGGAGCUUUACCGGCGCACCGGGCAUGGCGGCCAUUGCCAGAAUUGCCAGGACCACACGGACGGGCCACACUGUGAACGCUGCCGCCAGAAUUUCUACCGCUGGAACACCCGGAUGGCAUGUCAGCCCUGUAACUGCAACCCAGCAGGCUCCUUAAGUCUCCAGUGUGACAGUUCAGGGGCAUGCCAGUGCAAAGCAACCGUGACUGGCUGGAAAUGUGAGCGUUGCCGAGAAGGGUUUCAUUCCCUCAGUGAAGGUGGCUGCAGACCUUGUGCCUGUGAUGCUGCCGGCAGCAUAGGGACGUGUGACCCAAACACAGGGCACUGCACCUGUAAAGAGAAAGUAGAAGGGUACUUGUGCAACAGGUGCCAGCCUGGGUACUUCAACCUUCAGCCCCACAACCCCGCUGGCUGCACCAGCUGCUUCUGUUUUGGGCACUCAAGGGCAUGCACAGUAGCUCCUGGGUAUGAAGUUCACCAUGUCAUCUCAGACUUUAGCCAAGAGCUGGAGGGCUGGAGAGCAGAAACUCUGGGGGGCCAGGAGGUUCCCUUGAACUGGGCAGAAGGAGAAGUCUUCCUAGAGCAAGGCAAACAGGAAGCAGCUGAUUUCUUGGCACCAGAAAAGUUCCUGCGUGACCAGCGUCUCAGCUACGGCCAGCAGGUCUCAGUGCUGUUUUGCACCCCGGACAACACCUCCAGUGCUUCUCCUUUUCCCCUCUGGCUGGUUUUAGAGAGCGAUGGCAUUGUGGUGUCAGCAAGGCACUCCAGUGUGGAAAAGCACAUGAGCAGCCCACUCCACGAAGAAUAUACAGUGACAUUCAGGCUUCAUGAGACUGAGGGAAAGAUGCAACCUGAGAUGUCGUCUUUCCAGUUCCAGCGCCUCCUUUCCAACCUGACAAAGCUUCGCAUCCAUGUUGAAAGCAGCAACAGGCCAGGUAGAUUUUCCUUGAAGGAGGUCCGGCUAACCUCUGCUCACCCAGGUCUCUCCCAGCCGGCUUCGUGGGUGGAAGAAUGUACCUGCCCUCCAGGGUAUGUGGGUCGGUUCUGUGAAUCCUGCGCUCCAGACUUCAAGCGGGAGGUGCCCUUUGCCGGCCCAUUGACCAGCUGCAUCCCUUGUUCAUGUAACCAGCAUGGCAGCUGCGAUCCUAACACAGGACUGUGCCGAUGCCUGCACCACACGGAGGGGCCUUCCUGUGAGCGCUGCAGUCCUGGUUUCCAUGGCAACCCCUUCCUAGGCCAUCCUGAGGACUGCAAGCCUUGCCCUUGCCCAGCCCAGACUCCCUGCACUGCCCUUCCAGUCAGCGGAGAGCUGGUCUGUACCCAUUGCCCGCCAGGACAGAGAGGGAGGCUCUGUGAGCUGUGUGAUGACGGCUUUUUUGGAGACCCCCUAGGAAGGAACGGCCUACUCCACCCUUGCAGUCCCUGCGCUUGCAAUGACAACGUGGACCCCAAUGCUGUCGGCAAUUGCAACCCCAUCUCAGGCCGCUGUCUGCGCUGCCUGUACAACACGGCAGGGGAGCACUGUGAGAGGUGCCAAGAGGGCUUCUAUGGGGAUCCACUAGCAGCCAGCCCUGCCCGGAAGUGUGCUGCCUGCGCCUGUAACCCCGGAGGCUCCACUGGUGGACCGGAGGCUUGCCACAACAUCACAGGCCAGUGCCCCUGCCUCCCCCACGUGACGGGGAGGAGCUGCAGCCAGUGCCAAGAGGGCUAUUAUGCUCUGCAGACGGGGAUUGGCUGCAAGAGUUGCAAAUGCCACCCAGUGGGGUCCCAGCAUGGCCGCUGUCACCCACUCACGGGGCAAUGUGCCUGCCGACCAGGUGUGGAAGGGCUGUCAUGUGACCGCUGCCAGGCAGGAUUCUUUGGUUUCUCCUUCCAGGGCUGCCCAGCCUGCAACUGCUCCCGUGUAGGUUCUGUCUCCCUCCAGUGCCGUGAGAACAGCACGUGUGUGUGCAAGAGGGGCUUCGUGGGCUACAAGUGUGACCAGUGUGAAGAGAACUACUUCUUUGACCCUGAGAGCUCUCAAUGCAAAGAGUGCCCACUCUGCUACGGUCUUGUGAAGGAGGAGGCAGGCAAGCUGAAGGACCAGCUGACCACCAUGGAGUUGUGGCUGCAGAAACCAGACUGCAGCUGGCACAAGGCCCAUUACGGCAUGCUGGGAGAGGCACCGUGGGAAGGCAGCAUCCACAGCCGCUCCUUGAGGAAAGGUGCCAAGGCCACGUUCCUCGAGGAGGCUGCAGAGCUGGAGAGCUCCGUGUCUCGAGCGUGGAGCCACCUGAGGAAUGCCAGCAGCCUGAUGGGCUGCCCGGGCAGCAGGGGCACCAAGGCUUGCAUCCUCCUUUCUGACAGCCUCUCUGCCCUGCAGUCCACCCGGCAGGAGAUCCAGCUGGCUGCGCAAACGCUGGCUGCAAUGGAAUUUACUCCUGAGAUUUCACACCAGCCCACGAACUGGAGUCGCCAGGCCCUGGAGUCUAGAUUGCUGGCCAGAAGCCAUGAGGAGGCAGCUGCUUUGGUCGAGGAUGUUGCAAGGAGAGCCCUGGUUAUGUCCAAUGCCAGCUACAAUCUCCUGCAGAGCAUCUUGACGGACAACGCAACACUGGAAUUCAGGAGGCAGAUGGAAGAGAGGUAUCAGGAAAUCCAGAAGGCACAGCAGGAGCUCAGCUCUGAGAUGGAAAAGGCUACAUUCAAGAAGACCUCUGCUUCAGUCCAGCAAAUCAGCUUGGAAAUGUCAAAGAACCUGUCGCAGAUGACCACUUUAGAGCUGCGCCCCCUGCUGCAGCAAGUGGACAAUCUUACUCAAGAUGCAAAGGAACUGAAGCAGCUGGUGGAGUCAAAGGCAGAGCAGGUGGCAAAUGGGUCCCUGGCUGCGCAGGCUGGCCUGGAGGGAGAACAGAGGAGGAUGCAGCAGCUGGAACAGCUACGGCAAAGAGCAAACAGCGCUCACCUGCUGGCCGCCUCAUCGCUCUCCAACGGAGAGGCCGUCUUCUCGGAAGCCAAGACUUUGCUGUCCAGCCUGGAGGGUAACACUAGACAGCCUGGCAGCCCGUCCCUUGUGAAGAGGAGAAUGGCAGCCGUCCAGGAGAGGGGGAUCGCAGAUGCCCAGAAGAAGGCCAGGCAAGCUCAGAGGGUUCUGGGAGAUUCUGCCUCCGUCUCUGCUAAGGCUUGGGAAACUGCCGGAGAAGUGGAGUUGCUCACCAAGGAGAACACUCAGAAAGUCCAGGCCACAUUCAGAGAUGCCAAGGGAGAGACCAAGCGUGCCAGUAAACUUCAGACCCAAGUUGAUCUGACUGUGGCAGAAAUCUCGCGGCAAGAGCAAGAGACUGAAGCCCUGGGCAGCAAGCAAGAGGGAUCCAGCCAGGUUGGCCGGGAGGUGAAUGAUCUUGACCAGAGCCUCAGAGAAGCCCAGAGCUCCUUGGAGAGGGACAUUGCCACCCUGAACAGCCUGCUCCUCAGUCUCGGCAGCCUGGAUCCCACCUACCAGUCAGAAGCGGUACUGAACGCAAGCGAGCUCCAACUGGAGCGUUUGCGGCUGCACCUGGCUGAACCAGGAGCCCUGGGGCAGAAGCUGAGGGCCUUGCAGCAGGAGGCCGAGCAGCAGCAGCAGCGGAUCGAGGCCUUUGAGAAGGACCUGGAGGAGAUCCAAAGUGACCGAUACAACCUGGAGGCCAUUCUGCAAAGCUUGCCUGAGGAGGGAUGCUCGAGCUGGCAGUGA